Ixodes scapularis (black-legged tick) is the source of this 3810-nucleotide messenger RNA. It is a transcript of the gene dlt, whose product is annotated as codanin-1. The record is from RefSeq and is a predicted model, not a curated record. Gene Ontology annotation, biological process: chromatin organization. Bases 58 to 3534 code for a protein of 1158 amino acids. Gene Ontology annotation, cellular component: nucleus. The transcript has a single exon. Lineage: Eukaryota; Metazoa; Arthropoda; Arachnida; Ixodida; Ixodidae.
CGGUAACCAUGUGCUGUCAGCUACGAAAGAAAUGGCGGCCACGAGAGCAAGUGCAAAAUGACAAUAACGGCCGUUCAGAAGCUUCGAAAUAUGGAUAUAAUUCUAGACCUUGUCUUUGACGGAACAAUCAUGCCAGCCGAGCUGGUACAAUGGUUGCUCAAUUCUCAGCUGGAUUCAACAACCGUCGAACUAGAGCCGUACACGUCUCAAAGGCGAGAGUUCGUCCCCUUCUUCCUCAACUUCCUCCGCGACCAUUGCCCAACUCUUCAACAACCACAAAAAUCGCCGUUGCCAGCGAGACCGCAUCCGAAGAUCGGCAGCAACGUGAGAAGAGUCGAGCUCCAAUCCCCGCCGGGAAGCUCGACCCCGACUCGAAGCAGAAACCGCGAAGACGUCUUCUGCGAGCUGCCCUACAACCGGGACAGUGCGCCGAGCUGGCAUCGGCACGGGGGUUCCGGUAAUGGGCUUCGGAGGGACUCUUCCCGACAAGAGUUCCCUUCGGUCCCCCCACGAAACGACGACCACAGAAUCAACCUCUUGGCGGCACUCGAGAGGAACGACAGGCCCAGAAGUCAUCAACAAACGACCACCGUCGUGCCGGACAUCCAAGACGACCAGAACUUCCCCGUCGUUGGAGUGAUCGCGGGAAAGCCCAAGCCGAUCCGGAGGAUAACGCCGACGCCCGUCAAACAGCAUUGGCGGAAGCUGACGGUGAGCGACUUCUUGCCGCCCGAGGUUUCUCGCGAACGCGUGCCUUGUCAGGACAAGGCAGGCCGCGGAAGAACGAUCGUCGGCGGUGACACGGGACCGCCGAAGAAAGGCAACAGGGGGUCUCCAGACGGCCAGCAGCGAUCGCCGCCCGUCGCCGCUCCCGUCAGCUGCCAGCGACAGACCGUCGACGACAAGCAGCGACAACAGGACCGGGACAAAGUGCCAUUAAACGAGUACGUCGUCCCGGUCUGCGAGUGCGUGACCGAGCGCACGAAGUUGGACGCCCUGCUCAGAGUCUACGCGGGCCUCAUCAACGCGGGUCUCGUUGGGAACCUGACGAUUGAGUUGUUCUUCGUGCUGCAGCUGCUCACACUGAAAGUGAAGAAGACCGCCGUGCCGGAGGGACCUCUCCUUCUCUGCUCCGUCCACAACUGUGCAUACUUUGCAGUGGGUGUACUCAAAGAAAUACUCGCCUGGCUCCGGUUCCUCGACAGACCCACCCUGAAGCUCCUAAGCAGCGUCCAACAUCUAGCUACCUUCUCCCCGCAGUUGCAGACGGAUCUUGCCUUGCUCGCCGAGGAAGCACCAUCGGUCUCCAGGGUGUGGCCCUCUUCUGUACAAGGUGUCGCGUUUGAAGCUGCCACGGACAACCGGAGGAACUUUUCGUGCGAACACAACUUCCACCUGUUCCGCAGGCAGAGGGACAUGUUCUACGACCUCUUCCACGACUGGCAGCGGCACCAUUUUGACAGCGGAACGACCUUCGAGGCCCGCUUUCCUCGGCGGGUAGCCGAAAUCCUUGACGUCUGCAACGACCCCUGCAACUACUCCCACCUGGCCAGGCUCGUUCUGACACAACUCGUUACGAGCUGCUCUGGCGGAGCAGAAACGGACAGCGGCCUCGGGGAAGACUUGCUCGCGGAACUCAAGAGCACCCUGCCUGACAAGUUUGAGCGCCUGGAGGAACGGUUCGUCCACCCCUUCAAGGUCGGGGGUCCCUGCCCAAGCCCGUCUUUCCCCGGGUGCCAGGGGUUCUUUCAUGACUUCGUCAAAGCAGCUUCGAGCGCAUCGUUCCAUCAACAUUUCAAGGACCAGUGCGUAGAAAGAAUCGUCACGUCCGAGAGAGACGAUGUCUUCGUGGACGUCGACAUGCCGCCCGGCGACGAGGAGAAGCGACGCUUCUUCUCGCUGGUGCACAGGCUCAAGCUCCUGGGUCUGUUCCUCGGCCUCGUGGAGUUCUUGCCGUAUCAUUCUCUCGGGAAGUUCCCGGCGGAACAGCGAGAAUCUCAGCGGUCGAUUCGAAACCUCAGACCGCUGCCGAUAGAUGUCAUGGGUUCUCUCCGGAGAUCCGUGCGCAGGAAACGGCACCUUGUGGCUACCCUCGCUUGGACGGUCAACUUCGUGUCCAUGGCGGAUCCGGUUGGAACCACGCUCGACGGCUACAGGCUGGUCCUGGGAGAGCUCUCCGCCAUCUACGGCUCCGACGCACUGCGUUCGGUCGAACCCACGUCCUUCCUCGUCAGGGCGCUCCUCGGCUGGCUGUUCGAGGUGCUGAACGUUCGGCCGGCACUCUUCACAUUUGCUGGCGUCGCCGCCACCAUCGUGCUGGAAACAGAGCCCGAGAGUUUAGUCGACCAACAGAUUGUGUAUGCGUGCUGCCCUUACCUGGGGGAGCUGCGGUGUCUGCUGGCUGAGCACUUGGCGGGAAGCAAAUCGCGGUAUGGCGGAGACGUCCGCAAGAUAACGCCAGUCUCCGCCCGGGACGUCGAAGACAAAACCGCGGGUGCCACGAAGCGGUUGGACCGCCAACUGGAAGACAACUUCUUCCACAUGCAUCCGCAGUCGGUGAGGAAGAUCGUGGAGUUUGUGGCCGAGCGGGUUUCGUCCAACGUUGCCAAACUCAUCAAGAGGGACAUCUCUGUCACGAUCGAGAACGUCGCGGCCGAUGCGACGUCCCCAACCAAACCCGGCUCGAAUGCUCGGAAAGAGACCGAGAAGGUGACGAAUGCAACGAGCCUUGUGUUCCUCAAGCUGAAGGAGCGCCUGGAAAGAGAGUCGGCCGAGUCCUGCCGCGAACAAGUCGACAGGCUCAUUCCCUUAUUGCUGCCGCAGGACACGCAAGAACAGGUCGUCAGAACCUGUUGCCAGCUGAGCGCAAAGAGUGCCGUCCUCAAGGUGCAACGGUGGCUGACCGUCAACAUCACCGAGUCUAUACUAAAAGACGCGGCCAAUGUCUCGGUGACAACCAAGCCCGCUGGUGUGGCAAGCCGCGACAAUGCUGCACACCAUGGCGCGAGCCGGGCCUUCGACGUUCUCAACGACCUGAGGCUCGCAUUGCAGCGCCUGUGCUGCGACGGGGGGCUCGUUCCUACCGAAAACGCCAUCUCGCUUCUCGAACGCUGCGAGCACUCCCUGAACUCUCGGCUGGAAUGGACGCCGUCCUCGAUUCGCGUCGCACAGCAAACUAGCUUCGACUUCGUGGUCUGUCUCGCCAUCUUCAGCCCGACGUCCUUCACGCACGGCGUCUUCCUGGCGGCGCUGCCCCUGUGGACCGAGAGCAGUGUCGUGCCUGGCAUGUGCAGGAACCUCAUGUGCGAGAGGAACUUGCAGCUCGUGCGGAUGAGCGGGGAUGGGGGUCGCGGCUGGUCGAAGCUCGGAGAGCUUCUUCGAAUGUUGGUGUCGCAAGAGUUUGUCUCCACGGAGGAUCUGGGGGACAUGUUGCAGGCUGUAGGGGAACUGAGGGGAUGCGACGAUUCGGCGGAAAGAGCCGCCGGCAUCCUGCGUGGCAUCAUAGAUGGCGACAUGGCCGGGGAGCCUCUCUGACGUUCCAUGUGGUAGAAAAAUGAACUGCGACGACUCCACUGCCUGUUGGACACUUUUUAUAUAAUUUGCGGGGUUUUAGAAUAGAGUAUCUUCUGUUGUGGGUGUCAAUUCCGUUGUAAGAAGGCUCAGCUUUCAAGAAAUGGUGCAGCAGUUGCGAGUGUUUUUGUAAUUUUACCACAAUCAUUGUUAUGUUGGAAAACCAGGAAUUGUGCUCUUGCCUUUGUAAAUAAGUGUACAAAUUGCUGCCUACAUAAAAUGUAUUAUUAUCUAGCCCAA